CUUUUGUUUUAUCUGAAAAUGACAUUGGUGUAUUUAGAAAGUAGUUUUGUCGGGAAAUUUUUUAAUAAUGCAUUGUUAAUUGUCCCCUUAGAUUCGCUUUUAAUAACAUUUAAUUGUUUAAUUUUUUUAAACUGUAUGACCAAGAUAACAAAUCAAAAGCGAAAAGCUAAUGAGAAAACCAUAAACAAGAACAACAAGACCUAAAUUCCAUAAAUGAUUUGAAAUUGGUUAACAUAAAUAAACUUUUAUUUUUUGAAAAAAAAAAUACAAAAACAAAAAAACUCUCACUUCCCCUGGUAAGAAAAACGACACCGUGUCGUCUUACUGAUAAGUCUCGUGUCUUCUAGAGCUGUAGUGCUAUACUCCAGCAAUCCACCUUCAGAAAAAAAAAAGGUGAGAAAAAUGGCGGCAAUGAAGCAACUUGCUCUAAGAUCAGCUUUCAAAACUGCGUCGUUUCACUUUGGUUCACACCAACUUCCUCUUCGUCGAAACUAUGUCCGCGCUUUCUCAGCAGCGAUCAUGUCUCCGCCGUCAAUGGCGGUGGUUUACGAUCAGCACGGCCCACCUGACCAACUCACCAGAUUAGUGGAAUUUCCGCCGGUUGAAAUCAAAGCACAUGAUGUUUGUGUUAAAAUGCUUGCUGCUCCCAUCAAUCCUUCUGAUAUUAAUCGAAUUGAAGGGGUUUAUCCAGUAAGGCCUGUUCCACCGGCAGUUGGAGGCUAUGAAGGUGUUGGAGAAGUUUACGCGGUCGGGUCUGGUGUUAAUGGUCUUUCCCCUGGUGAUUGGGUUAUUCCUUCUCCCCCUUCCUUUGGAACAUGGCAAUCCUAUAUCGUACAAGAGCAAAGUGUAUGGCACAAAAUUAACAAAGACACACCUAUGGAGUAUGCUGCCACAGUCACUGUCAAUCCUCUGACCGCUUUUAGAAUGUUUAAAGACUUCGUCCAACUGAAUCCAGGUGAUGCAAUUGUGCAAAACGGAGCAACAAGCAUGGUCGGGCAGUGCAUCAUUCAGCUUGCACGAAUUCAAGGUGUCCAUAGCAUCAACAUUAUUAGAGACAGGGCUGGGGCAGAUGAAGUAAAGGAAAAUCUCAAGAAGCUUGGGGCAGAUGAAGUAUUUACUGAAAGCCAAUUAGACGUGAAAAAAGUGAAGGAAUUGCUGGGAUCUUUGCCUGAACCAGCUUUGGGUUUUAAUUGUGUUGGGGGAAAUGCUGCUACUUUGGUUCUCAAAUUUUUGAGGAGUGGAGGAACUAUGGUGACAUAUGGCGGAAUGUCUAAAAAGCCUGUUACAGUGUCUACUUCAUCAUUCAUCUUCAAGGAUCUUUCUUUGAGGGGAUUCUGGCUUCAGAAAUGGAUGAGUUCAGAUAAAGCUGAUGAAUGCAGAGAUAUGAUUGAUCAACUUUUAGGUCUGAUGCGUGAUGGAAAGAUAAAAUAUGACAUGGAACUUGUUCCUUUCAAAGAUUUUCAUAUUGCUCUGGAUAAGGCGCUUGGUAAACAGGGGAGCAACCCUAAACAAGUCCUCAUUUUUUGAUUGUGGUGAUGCUGGCUUGUGCUGUUACAGUGUUAUUUAAUCCGAGAAUAAUUGUUGGAGAAGUUCAGUGACAGCGGCAGUUUCAUGAAAGUUGAGCGAAUCUUUAAAUUAGCACUGUAAAUCUUGCAUACUUGUUGAUAUGUCAACCCUCCCUUCUUAGUAUACUACAAUUCUAAGUUUAUAUCAAUUGCUUAACUUGUCCAUCAAUAAAGUAAUGUCUUUAUUCUGUGUGAAAUGAAAAGGGAACUUCAAGGUCAAAUGUUUUGAUACCAAAGCAACCUAAAUUAUACAAAGUUUUAACUUUUUAUGUUUGAUAUCCAGAUUUUAUGGAUAAACUAAUAUACAAUAUAAGACACAUUUUUAAC
Molecule: messenger RNA, 1892 nt
Organism: Chenopodium quinoa (quinoa)
Lineage: Eukaryota; Viridiplantae; Streptophyta; Magnoliopsida; Caryophyllales; Amaranthaceae
Product: enoyl-[acyl-carrier-protein] reductase, mitochondrial-like
Exons: 10
Coding region: 403-1527 (374 amino acids)
Biological process (GO): fatty acid metabolic process
Cellular component (GO): mitochondrion
Molecular function (GO): trans-2-enoyl-CoA reductase (NADPH) activity
Source: RefSeq, a predicted model, not a curated record